Molecule: messenger RNA, 3357 nt
Organism: Camellia sinensis
Lineage: Eukaryota; Viridiplantae; Streptophyta; Magnoliopsida; Ericales; Theaceae
Source: RefSeq, a predicted model, not a curated record
AUGUUUCCAGCUACGAUUGACGAGCCAUCGACGCCGACUGAGAAUGCUAUCAGUACGAGUUGGUCUGAUAUGGUGGAGGAAGAGUACAAUAGCUUCCUAAAUCUACCAGAUAGUGUAGUUUUAGCGCGUAAUAGAGGGGAACACAAGAAUAUCGUUGAACCUUCAGUUCCAGUUAGGGCUUCUGAUUCUGAUAUACAGAUACCGAUUAGGGAUUCUCCAUCCUUCCAACGAGGAGGCGUCAGGGGGGGUGGAAGUUAUCGUGGGGCAAGAGGAGGUCGAGGGGAUGCAGGUGGUAGGAGAUCUAACGAGCUUGAGGGCCAAGAACAUCGCUCAUGGGCAAACAUCACUGCUGCAUCAACCCGUUCAAACAUCAAACUCAGGUAUGUCCCUCCUUCUUCUUUUGAGGAUAGUGUUGUUGUAAAUAUGCCCCCAAGGACUGAUCCGCUAGAGAAAUGGGACUCCUGUCUUGUGGGUUACUUUGUUGAUAUGGGAGUGGGCUACAAUUAUUUGCGUAACAGUGCUUUUGGGAUGUGGAAAACUCAGGGCCUCAAAGAGGUUCUUACUAAUGGGGAUGGGUUCAUGUUCUUUAUUUUUGAUACCCUUGAUAGUUGUAGAGAAGUUCUUGAAGGAGGUCCAUGGUACAUAGGAGGUUAUCUCCUUAUUCUAAAACAAUGGAAAAGGAUGACGAAGCUAUCAAAAGAUAAAUCCACAAAAAUUCCAGUAUGGGUGAAGUUCUUUAACAUCCCUUUGGAAUAUUGGGAUCCUGAUGGUUUAAGUAGGAUUGCAAGUGCAAUUGGACAUCCCCUCUUUAUGGACCAGCUUACGGUUCGGGGUAGUAGGGUGGCUUUUGCUAGAAUCUGUGUGGAAAUUGAGGCUACCUCAAAACUGCCCACUUAUUUCCAAAUUAGGCAUGAUGAUGAAGCUGUUCUAAUCCGAGUCGAAUAUCAGGGGCUACCGUCAAGGUGUCAACAUUGCCAAAUAUUUGGACAUAGCACUCAAAAGUGUGUGUCUCAACAGGUGGCUAAGCUGAUCUCUAUGCAGAAGACAACUGAGGAAAAUGUAAGUGCUCAAGACGAAGGCUGGACCACUGUCACAGCUAAGGGGAAGAGGAAGGUGGGUGAUCCUGAGUUGGAAACUAUCCCAGAAGUGGUGGAACUCCCAGCUCCAGCUUCUACAGUAGACCCAGUUCCAGCUCCAGCUCCUGAAAUUGCUCCCACUGAGGUGGACUCAUCUGAUCAAUCCUUUGACACUCAGGAGACUUCUACGAUCAAGAGCUUAUCCGGGGAGGAGCAAAGCUCUGAAAGCAGUGAUGUGGAUAGGUUCCAAAAGAAGGUGUUCGAGAUUGCAAAGCUGGUGGUCCCCAAUGCUGCUGAAAUGUUGGACACUGCGAUUAAAGAAGUUAAGGCUGAAAAGGCGAUCCAUAGUUCUGCUACCCCAUCCCAGCAGGUGAAGAACAGGCCCUCUGGCAAAGGCAGCAGCAGCAAGAGGAAGAAAAAGAGAGGUUUGAAUGAUCCCUCUAAACAUAAAGAAGUUAAAAAGUUUGUGCUUAAAGAGAAUAUUCAGGUCAUGGGGGUUUUGGAAACCAAAAUAAAACAGUCUAAAGAGAGUAGCAUCUGUGGUAAAUGUUUUGAUCAAUGGUCUAUGCUCUCUAAUUCACAACCAACUGAAACUGGUAGAGUCUGGGUGUGCUGGAACAAUGUUUUUUGUGAUGUUCAAAUGAUUUCUAUGUCUAAUCAGCAUAUUUUGUGUAAAAUUAUUGAAUUGGCUUCCAAUGAAAUCUUUUAUGCAACUUUUGUUUAUGCUGAAAAUAAGCACACAUUGAGAAAGGUUUUUUUUGAAUCUAUGCUUGAUAUCUCCCGUGUUAAAUCCAAAGUUCCUUGUGUUUUUCUGGGUGAUUUUAAUGCUAUUAGAUACCAGCAGGAAAAAAUUGGGGGGACUUCUAAUUGGACGAAUGAUAAUGCUUCUGAGUUGGCUGAUUUGUCUUACGGAGGUUGCCAAUUCACCUGGGCUAACAAUAGGAGUGAGGGGACCUAUAUAGCUACCAAAAUUGAUAGAGUUCUGGUUAAUGAGGCUUGGCUGGAUAAAUUUCCUGAGGCUACUGCCCAGUUUCUCCCCUCUAGUAUUUCUGACCACUCCCCUGCUGUGGUCAAUAUCAGUGCCACCAAGUGCUCUUUCAAAAAACCUUUCAAAUACUUUGAUUCCUGGUCUCAACAUCCAGAUUUUCUGGGUACUGUUUCUAACACCUGGGGGCAGUAUAUUCAAGGGGUUCCUAUGUUCAGGGUCUAUCAAAAACUCAGAAAGCUUAAAGCUAGUCUUAAGCUUUUGAAUAAGAAAGACUUUAGUGACAUAUCUACUCGUGUCCAAAUUGCUAAAACUAAUCUGGAUCUUAUUCAAUAUAAACUUGACAAAGACCCUUUGAAUAGUGUUUUGCAAGCCCAAGAGAGAGAGGAUCUGAAUAAGUAUAUUGAGCUUAGCAAAGUUGAAGAGAGCCUUGCUCUUCAAAAAUCCAGAGUGCAGUGGCUUGGUCUUGGGGAUAGAAAUAGCAAAUUCUUCUUUAGGUCUGUGAAAAGUAAUAUCAAUAGAGGGAAGAUUUUGAGUGUUGUCAUGAGUGAUGGUUCUAGGUCUACUCAUAGUACUGAUGUUCACACCUCCUUUAUUAAUUUUUAUACCAACUUGUUUGGUACCCCUUCUGUGGAUCAGUACCAGGGCCUUGAGAGGAUUCAAUCUUUGGUGGAAAAAAAAGUCUCUCUCUCUCAAUCUGCUUCAAUGUCCAAGCCUGUUUCUGAAACUGAAAUCAAGGAGGUUUUUUGGUCUUUAAAGUCCAAUAAAGCCCCUGGCCCGGAUGGGUAUUCCGCUAGUUUUUUUAAGAGCUCUUGGGAUAUUGUUGGUAAGGAUGUCAUUCUAGCUAUUAAGUCUUUCUUUGACUCUGCUAAACUUCUUUCAGAGGUUAACAGUACCAUUAUAGCUCUUAUUCCUAAAGUUCCUAAUCCUACUCAUGUUGGUGACUAUAGACCCAUCUCUUGUUGUAAUACCAUCUACAAAUGCAUUGCCAAGAUCAUAGCUAAUAGAAUUAAAUUGGCCCUUCCUGAUUUGAUUGAUCCUGUGCACUCUGCGUUUGUUCAAGGUAGAAGGAUCUCGGACAACAUUUUCUUGUCCCAAGAGAUUAUGAGAGGUUACCAUAGGAGUUCCCACUCUCCUAAGUGUGCCAUGAAAGUUGAUAUUAUGAAAGCUUAUGAUACUGUGAGAUGGGACUUUAUCAUUGAUCUCGGACAACAAAGGCUUGCAUUACGAGUCCUUCUUUCUCGAUUUGUAGUAAUGGGAGCCUUCAGGGGUAUUUUAAAGGGGCGAGGGGAUUAA